AUGAUUUCACCCGGCCGUUGCCUUAGCACGUCCGGUAGUAUCCCGCAUAAAAUAUUGGCCACAACAAUAAUACCUUGCAACCCGUUUCGCAGAAUUUUGACAUCCACGUUUGGCCUCUGGUCUCUCAAGGACAUCCUGAAGGUCUGCGUGACCCCUUGAAGGCUAACGAAAAAAUUAGUACAGUAUUUAAGGCGCUACAAGACUCCUGCUUGCUUUUGCUGCAAGAGACUGACGUGGCUACCCUUCUGAAAAUAUUCAGCAUUGAAAUUCAGGAGCAGACAUUCUCAAGACCAAAAGACUGUCCUUUGCUUUUCUGACAGGUACAAAUUUGGGAGAUAAAGACCUACAAUAAGUAAGUUCUUGUGUGUGCACUGUAGGCUAGAGAGAAGAGUACACAUUAAAAAUACAAUAUGUAGUUAAUCCCAGCCAGAGGGCUAAGGAAUGGUCAGAGUUCUACUCUCUUAAAGUUUCCACAAUAAGAGUUUUCUUCAGUUUUCUUCAUGCUGGCAAACUGGUAUGGUCCUAAGUAUGUUGAGUUGGAAUAGUUCAUUUUCCCCUGUGUGUUAAGUUUCAGUUGUGAGUAGAAGCACCAGAUUUUGUGACCGUAUAGAUUUUUGCCUUGGCCUGCGGCAAAGAUUUUCCAUGCCUGACGUGUGCCCAAAUUGUGUCCCUUCAGAUGGUGCUGAAGUUCAGCUCCCACCAUCCCUGAUCAAUGGCCAUGCUGGCUGAAACUGAUGGGAGUUAGGAGUUCAGCGUCUAGAAGGCCACUGGUUCCCUUCUAGGUGGCUGCUGCUUUACUUGAACACUUAAGAAGCUUUCCUUAAGAUUCAACCAAGGCCUACAUCCUUUCAUUGGGCCUUGCAUACUAGGGCUUUGACACCUGUCUGGAAGGUAGAUACAGUAGAACAAAUUACACAAAACAUUCUCCUGCCAAAUGCUUAUUUAAAAACCUCCCGGGUGAAAAAUCAAGCUGUUCUUAUUCUAUUAGUAUUCCUAUCUCUAUUGGGAAGUUAGGUUGACUUCAUUCAAAAUAUGUGGUUUCAGUUUGCCUGACGUGACUAGGGGUUGAAUAAUACGUGAGGUUCAUCACCAUGACUGCAAAAGCAAGCAACAGCCUUGACUGCUGGGUGGAAAUGGGCUGUCAUACACACGAGAAUGUUCAUACCCUUAAAUGCAGUUAUUUUCCAUGGAGUUAAUUCACCUGGUCAGUAGCCAGUCAAAUGUACAAAAAUCAAUUGAUGGAGAUGCCUGAGUAAACCAGGCCUACCUUGUCCUGCCUCCCUCUCCCUGCACACCUAUUACAGUACAGGGUUUUCUCACAGCCAUUAAAUCCUGCUGUUAGGCUCCAGAAAGUGGUUCAUCCAGUUCUUCUAUAUGAACUGUUUUCCUCGUUGUGAUUAAUACCGUUUCCACACUGAAGUGCCGUUUAUUAGUUUGAGCACACAGGUUGCAAUGUUAUUUCCUUAAACAACCCUACCUCUCUAGCUACCUUUUUGUUUUCAGCUUUGCAUAGCUGAGUGCCUACAAGGAGAGAGACAAGGCACAUGUCUAGUCAACUGAAACAUGUGCCCUUCUUAUUAAUGCACUCACUCUGAAGGGGAAGCUACGGUGGCAAAGCACCAUUACUAAAUAAAACAGCAGAGACAUUUAGCAGAAAUAGUGUGUAGGUGGUAAAAUGGAGUCACUGCUAUAGAUUUCUACAGGUGCUCAGUGAAACCUUGAUAAGUGUGAACAUGGAUUGACCAGGAAUAAAUGUUGGGGUAUAUAUGGAGCUAUUCUCCUGGAAUGCCAGUUUCCAGACACUUCUUCCCAUACAGCAUCUGGGAUCUUCUAAUUCCUUAUUUCCUGUUUCCUGGGGGUCAUCCAUAGUUAUUUCUGCAGGGAGUUCCAGAUACUGCACAGCGUUUCCAGCAACUCUAUAGCUUUGCAGUGAUUCCUUGCGAUUAAUGACGUUAUAACUCUCAUGAGAACCAGUUUGAUUGGGAACCCCAAUCUGUGGUGGAUCCCUGCCUCCUGCAGCUUUCUAGUAAAAAGGUUUUAGACAUUGAUACUUUCUAAGCUUUUGGGGGACUGGAUCUUAUAGCACCAUGAUAGGCCAUCUGUCAUGGGAUAUGUCUUGAGUGUCCCUUAGCUUCUUCCAUAUUAUUUUGUUUUUUUUAAAUAAUUUUUUAAAAUUAAUUUUAACAUAUAAAUUAUAAAAUGUACCACAAAACCUAUCACUUAUACAAUCCUUUUGGACUUCCAUCAGCACCUCUGAUGAUCCACUGUUUUAACCACUUCUUAUGCAUUUCUUAACUUUAUAUUGCCUUUACAUCUCUUAACAAAUCAUCCUCCCCCUUGUCCAUUUUUACAAUACUUCUAAUAAUACUCCUCACAAAACUUCUUGCAACCCUACAAACGUCAUUCUUCCAUAUUAUUUUGUUAUGGUGUCUGCCAAAACACAAUACCACAUCCCAGGGAAAGGAACCCUUCUUGGGCUUGGGCAAAGUAAACAUAUCCUCAUGCUCCACAUUUCCCUGAAAGCCACAUAAAUAUAAGAUUCACACGUCUCACCUGAUUUUUCGGCCUCCUCUCCCUUUUCUCUUUGUAAUCUGCUUGCAAUCAACAAAUUUGCUUUGCAUGCAUCUGCCCUAUUUCUUUUGCAGUCUCAGUCAAAGUGUUCAGAUGCACAUUAAUCUCUCUCAGCUGUCCCUUCCAUUGGAGUCAUUAAUUGCUUUCAUGUUUCUUUUACUAUUUCCCUCAUGAAGAACAACCAAGCUGCACAUUCACUGCAAGUUGUAGUCUCUUUCCUUUUACCUCUGAGCAACAGCAGCUUGAGCAGGCAACGUAUUGGACUUGGCCUUAGACAAAGACUCCGUGUUCAGCCUGUCUUUCUCCUGCAGGUGGAAAAAAUAGGAGAAAUCCACCCGUUUUUGACAAGUUUGUUUUACUGACAUUCCUUUAUUUCAGAGACACAUGCCCUGGGGAGAUUAAUUCCCUGAAGCUCCUGAAUGAUGGAAAUGGUUCCAGGCACUGGAGCUCUGGAGUCAAACAGCCAUUUUCUGCCUUGCUAAGCCACGUCCCCUUCUGA
This is a messenger RNA of Podarcis lilfordi (Lilford's wall lizard), 3070 nucleotides long. Lineage: Eukaryota; Metazoa; Chordata; Lepidosauria; Squamata; Lacertidae. The record is from the annotation of a GenBank genome assembly.